Schistocerca americana (American grasshopper) is the source of this 598-nucleotide messenger RNA. RefSeq names its product natterin-4-like. The transcript is spliced from 4 exons. The coding region runs from base 84 to 518 and encodes 144 amino acids. The record is from RefSeq and is a predicted model, not a curated record. NCBI's taxonomy places the organism in Eukaryota, Metazoa, Arthropoda, Insecta, Orthoptera, Acrididae.
CCCUCCCCGCCACACGCGAGCAAACCCGGCACAUACGACAGCCGGCGUUCGACCAGAUCUGUUCUGCAUAGCAGCACUACAGAAUGCCGCCUUACUACUGGCAGGUGUGCAGGGGCGGACACGUCCCCCAUGGUGCGGUGAUGGCGGGGCCCGACAAGGACGGCGCGCCCGUGUACGUCGGAAGGGCUCACCACGCAGGUGACCUCGUGCCGGCCAAGGUGGUUCCAAAGAAGGGCGGCGCCUACGUGCCCCACAACGGCCAGGAACACUUCAAGACCGCCUUUGAGGUGCUGUGUGGUGGCAGCCCCGCCUGGAUGUAUGCAAAAGCAGGUCACGUGCCGCCCUCGGGGUACCGCGUGGGGCAGACGUCCACAGGAGAGCGGCUGUUCGUUGGCCGUGUAAUGCACGACGGCGCCACCGCCGUUGGCAAGAUCCAUCCCUCCCACGGCGUGUGCUACAUUCCAUAUGGUGGCAGAGAGAUAGGCAAGAGUGAGUACGAGGUGCUGAUCACAAAUUAGUCUGCAUGGGAAUAACAAGAUGUGUGCUCUCAUUUGUACCACUUUGUUUCUGUAAAUAAACUGCCAUUUUUAUACACUUA